Messenger RNA from Suillus plorans, 934 nucleotides. RefSeq names its product HIT-like domain-containing protein. The transcript is spliced from 3 exons. Gene Ontology annotation, molecular function: DNA 5'-adenosine monophosphate hydrolase activity; mismatched DNA binding; single-strand break-containing DNA binding. The record is from RefSeq and is a predicted model, not a curated record. Gene Ontology annotation, cellular component: nucleus. Gene Ontology annotation, biological process: double-strand break repair; single strand break repair. Bases 43 to 840 code for a protein of 265 amino acids. Lineage: Eukaryota; Fungi; Basidiomycota; Agaricomycetes; Boletales; Suillaceae.
CACCAACUCCCCUAACGCAACGCCGAGAGUGUGAGGCACAUUAUGUCCAGCGCCAACAUGACCAUUUUUCGCGCCUACGCGCAAAAGUCAAAUCCUGCCAGUUUGCCUCCAUCAGUUCUCUUUUCACAUUCCGAGACGUGUUUGACGGUUUUUGAUGCAUUUCCAAAAUCGAUCUUCCAUUUUCUCGUUAUACCUCGUGUCAGGCCACCCUUCAAUGUGUACCAACUCGCCAAUCUACGUUCAUUGCUCAAAUGCGAGAAAAACUGUGUCAAGGAACUCCUCACAGAUCUAAGCCGAGAAGCGAACAAUGUCAAGAAAAUGAUUGAAAGUGAGAUGUUCAAGAAGUAUGGAUUCAAGUGGGAAAUAUGGAUGGGCUUCCAUGCAAUACCUAGCAUGGAACACCUCCAUCUCCACGUACUUUCUGCUGACCUAUGUUCUCCGAGAAUGAAGUUGAAGAAACACUACAAUUCCUUCCAUCCGAAGCGCGGCUUUUUUAUUCAUCUGAGCGAUGUUCUCUCUUGGUUCGAUGCCGACCCGUCGUAUUAUAAAACAACCUCUCAACUCAAGAAGAGUGAAUAUGAGCCUUUACUGAAGGAAGAUCUCUCUUGCUGGAAAUGCGAUCGCAACCUUUCGAACAUGCCUAAAUUGAAGUCACACUUGCAAGAGGAAUUCGACAAACUGUUCCUUCAAGAGAAGGCAAAGGUAGAAAGAGAGAGGAAACGUUCCGAUGAUCUUGCACAAACAUCUUCAUCCCAAAUAUCACUGAAUGAUGACGAUUCGCCGCAGUAUGAAUUGGUCCGUGGGAGCGAUGAGGAGCGAGGACCCCAUAGUGAAAACUGAACUUCACUUAUGUGCGCCAUCCAGUAAGCCGGUCAUUGACUCGAAAUUUUUCGUACCACAUGUUUUCUGUAACUCUAAUUCUACGAUUUUCCGA